Gloeophyllum trabeum ATCC 11539 is the source of this 519-nucleotide messenger RNA. RefSeq lists its product as uncharacterized. The transcript is spliced from 5 exons. NCBI's taxonomy places the organism in Eukaryota, Fungi, Basidiomycota, Agaricomycetes, Gloeophyllales, Gloeophyllaceae. The record is from RefSeq and is a predicted model, not a curated record. The coding region runs from base 1 to 519 and encodes 172 amino acids.
AUGGCUGUCGCCCCCAGGCUUUAUGCAGGUGUCGAUUCAGGAGGCCCCAUGCGCGGCCGCUUCACCGCUCUUUGGGAGGCAGUGGACGUGGCAAAUGCUCUGGCAAACCCAUUGCCAUCUUUGGGGGCGCUUCUGAUUCAGUUUGCAACGCUCUCCCGGUUCUCUCACAUCAAUGCGACCGCAUCUUCCCGUAAUGAACCCCUCUUGAAGUCCCUUGGCGUGACACCCGUGUUGGGCUCGCGUCUGUCACUGGAGGACCUCCUCUCGGCUGUCUCGUCCAUAACGACUGCACGUGUUGAAACCGUCUACAACGUGCGGGAGGGACUCCUGCCUUUGACCUACCCUCCGCCGGAGUUCGGACACGGACAUGGAGCGGCUGCAGCUGGGCGGCUCCAGGACGGCUUGCGUGGCGUAGCAAUGGGCUUGAAGGAGCUUGAAGAAGAGGAGACGAGACUUCCCGAGACUGUGGGUGUCACGGUCGCCGAUCGUGACCGGAUGCUGGUGCCGCUCGACCCCUGA